This is a messenger RNA of Dermacentor silvarum, 2257 nucleotides long. RefSeq names its product maltose permease-like. Gene Ontology annotation, cellular component: membrane. The record is from RefSeq and is a predicted model, not a curated record. Bases 143 to 1888 code for a protein of 581 amino acids. NCBI's taxonomy places the organism in Eukaryota, Metazoa, Arthropoda, Arachnida, Ixodida, Ixodidae. The transcript is spliced from 5 exons.
GGCGUCGCCUCAUGUGCAACGCGUCGAGUGUUUUUUGAGCUCGCGGCAACGGGCGGGUUGUGCCGCUCUUGCAGCCUGCCCGCACACGUGCGUUCGCUUUAAAACGACAAGCUCGUGAAGCGCCAACAGCCACCACUUCAUAAUGGUUCUAGACUCCAACGCGGCGGGAUCUGCUUCUUCUGAUAUGGUCGCGAAGGCGGACAAACCGUCCACCGACCACUGGAAGCAGAACACAACUCCACUGCUGCCGGCGGCGACCUUCUCCUGGCUUCCGGCAUGCGUGAACCGCAAGCUGCUGCCGUUCAAGUUGCACUACUUUCUAUUCAUUGCAGGAGAAGCUGGCGUGGGACCAUACAUCGCCGUCGUGGGACGACGAAACGGCAUAGGCCCCGCCACAAUGGCGGUCAUCUUCACCGUCAUGCCACUCACAGCCGUCCUUUUCAAGCCCGUAUGCGGUUUCAUAAUCGACCGAACUCGAAACAUCACUGCCGUCAUCCUCGUUCUGCAAGUUCUCUGCACUCUAUUUUACGGUGUCGCUUUCUUCUGCCCCAGCGCCAUAUCUGAUGGCGCAACGUACAAGGGCAAUCUGAGUUGUUCAUUGGAGGUGUUCGAUGUCACCGGGACUUCGGGGUCGCAACAGUGCUCUUCCAGUGGAAGCGAUUCCAUAUAUUGUGUGUUGUCUUCGGAGAAACACGUGUGGGAAGGAGUCAGCGCUCGACUGACUACCGACAACAAAAUAGUGCUGGCCAACGCGUCCAAACCCUGUAAGGAUCUUCUCAAGUAUAACCUUCUAUCCAACGACUCCCUCGCCGUUCCAGGCGAGGUGAAGUGUUCUUGCGAUGCUGCAUUGUACAAUAACCCAAACUUCUGGAUCUACACCGUGUUCGCUAUUCUCGGCUUCGCGUUGGCCGCAGCGCUGAACAACGUUGGUGACGCCGCCGUGAGCAACGCACUGGGCUCGGACAUCGAAGUCUUUGGCCGACAACGCCUUUUCGGCACCCUUAGCUACGGCAUGACGUCGCCGCUGAUAGGGUACCUGGUGGACGUAGCCAGCAGUGAAAGCUCAGUCACUGAUUACAGGCCGUGCUUCUACGUAUUCGCAGGUGCCAUGCUUCUAGAUAUGAUCCUUAUCCUUGCCAUGCCUAGGAUGCACGUCGCCGAAGUCUCCGUCAACUUCUUCAAAGACAUCGCGGGGCUCUUGUCAAGCUCUGAGAUCCUGCUCUUCACGUUGUUCACAUUCCUGGCGGGAUCCAUGAUAGGGUUUCUCAACGCUUUCGAGACGUGGUUCCUGGAGGACUUGGGAACACCCACGUUCCUUAUAGGCCUAACCAAGACAGUUCAGUGCUUUGGCGCGGAGCCCGUACUGUUCUUCCUCUCCACAUACAUACUCAAGAAGAUCGGGUACUUCUACUCCUACUCAGUGGCGUUCCUUCUGUUCGCCUGCAAGGCCCUUGGGUACUCCUUCCUGCGGAACGUCUGGGGCUCGCUUGCCGUGAACAUCGUUGGAGGAGCCAUUUUCCCGAUGGUGUACGCCGCGAUGGCUGUGUUCGCCAAGAAGAAGGCGAGACCCGGAACAGCCGCCUCCAUGGUCUGCAUCCUCGGAGCCAACUACGACGGUCUUGGUUCGGCAGCAGGCAGCUUGGUAGGCGGACUCAGCAUAGACAAGAUCGGAGCGAGACAGACUUUCCGCUACCUUGGCUUCUCGUCAGUGGCUGCCGCGUUCCUCAUUGCGGUGUGCUACUUGCUCCUACGCUGCACAGCCGCUCACGAAUACGAUGUUACAACGGAGAAGCCCAAGGCAUCCACUCCUGCUGAAAACUGUGAUACCACGCACAUUUCGCCAAAACCUGAAUGCGCAAUGCUCGUGGAAAACCCGCCUAGCAAGUAGCGAUGGGGCAGCUUUUCGAUGUGCGGCUGCAAGACUUCCCUAGCGAAUUAAGCUCAAGGCGUCACAUGUCCACAAGCCACUUUGCACAUAGCCAGAGAUGUGGAACACAUGGCUAGAAAAGCUGCGCGAGAUCAAGAAAUGACGAUUUGAAGCAGUGUCAUGGCAGGACGAUGCAUCAGCCUGUUUGUUGUUGUUGUUGCUUUUUUUGUCCCAUGUUCUGUACAUCGUAUAGAAACAUGUAUCCGGAGCAACUGGUUCAGUUUUCCAUCUUCAUUUAUUACCUGCCAUGUACAACGGACUCUUACCUUGUAUUCACAUUCCAAUUCACGCAUUCGUCUUUCGACGGAAUGUGUGCCAUUGCUCUCGAAC